ACCACGGCCGCAUCCAUUGAUGGGCCGAUUCGUUCCGCAGCCGCUUAUCAGCAAGCGUACGUGGCCAAGCUUAACGAGCGCUGCCUGGCCCAGCUAGCGACGGGGCGUGGACCGGUGCAAGGCGGCGUUCGAGCGGUCGUACGACGAGUGUAGCGAAAGCUUGCCACCGCUCGUCAAUACGUUGCUCUGCUGGCCGAUGAAGCUGGAUGUGGCCUGCAGCUCGGCAGAACUGUUCGGGGUCGGUGCCGUGUGCCGCAUGGAGGACGUGCUGGAUGAGGAUUUCGGCGCAAACUAUCGCCUGCUCAAGCAGACCGAACAGCAGCUGACGGGGGGUGUCGGUAGCAUCGGGAUCGAUUAUCAGGUGCCGGAUUUGCGAAACCAUUCCGGUUACAUAACCAUCAAGAAAGCGUCCAAACGGAUGGGGAAAGAAUUCAGCAAAAAGAAACACUUCCUCCGCUUGGUGAGCUACUUUGUGCGCAAAGUGUUUGCGUUCAUCUUUCUCCGUGUGAUCUUCAGCUCGGUCCGCUACCAUAAUGCGUACCUUUGGAGGAUCACUUUCAACAACUUCUACAUCACGGAUCAGUUUCGAGCGCUCGACGCUCGCCGUGUGGUGGAGAAUGGCUUCCCGCUGCUCCCUUUGCGGGCGAUCCAGCAAUCGGAACUGAUCGACACGCGGGCAGGCAUUUGGAACAAGCUGGAAUUGCGGCACAUUGUUGGAUCCUUCGCUACGCUGCUGUUUCAUUGCCUUUCGACGACCGUUCUGCUGCUGAUGGACGCACUGCUGUAUGAAACGCUCGACAUAGUGGCACGCCAUUCGCGCAUUGAGUAUCAUCAGCAAGGAUUCCAUGGCGUUAACGUGACGGUGUGUCUUUGGAAAAGGUUUCAAAUGGACCUUUUUUUGCGGAUGGUUUAUCACUUCUUCAUCCCCAACCAGGUCACCGGUACGGGAGCACUCGCUGAGCUGGUGCGCAACACUGCCGAAGGAUUUCGCACAAACGAACGGCUAGAUUUCCACGCCUCGAACGAAGCGUGCCUUCCGCGCCCAGUGCCACUGUCGGGCUGGACCGUCGCCGGCAUUUAUGGACUGUUCGCGCUGCUGGCCCUUCUCAUCACGACCGAAGCGUACGUCCAGCGGGCGCGCCGUCUCAUCUGCUCCUUUUUCUAUCCUGGCCGGGAGCAGAUGCGUACCGCUUACCUGUACAAUCGUGUCCUGCGGCAGACGCGCACUCUGCAGGCGACCCUCCCCGGGCGUAUCUUACAGUUAGCGGACAGUAGUGGCUCCUGCCGAGUGCUCCCGUUUUUUGACCGGCUCGCCUUGCAUCAUCCAAACUGGUUCGGCUGGACCCGCGCCGGUCGACGGUGUGCGGUGUGUCGGGGCGCCGGAGCACCGCAGGAGUGUCAGCGGCCGGACUGCUUCCUUCGCUACUGUGCCGGCUGCUGGCAGGACAUCGAUCGGCAGUGUGUGGUCUGCGGCGACCAACCUACCGACUGCUCGAACUGUUGCAAUCCGCUCGGCAAUCUGUCGACGGCCUGAAGCAGCGUACCAGACAGACAUGACGUGCCGUGACAUCCGCUGGCAAGUAUUUGACAGCACCGUUACGCACACACACACACACACGCGCAAUGUGCCCCUCGGGCUCGUCAAAGUUGGCCGGUACUUGCCACCGGUUGGCUCGUGGCUGGUCCCGUUUGGCCUUUUUGGAUCCGGAAGCAAUGUUCGAGCAUGGAAUCUUCCAGCGCACCGACACACUCACACACAAACAUACCGAUGCGGUGUGAUGGAAACUCAACGCAGCGUAACGGGCACAGCGGAACGGGCGGAGAAGGGUUUCCCCUUGCCCAGGCGGGAUCAUGCUACAACACGGUCACUGACUGUGGACCGUGUUGGCCGUCGGCAGCAUAAUGAACACACACUUAAAAUAAUCAUCCCGAACGAACGCAGCAGCCACACAUACGCACACAUGCACACACACACAUUACAUGAUCGCGGGCACGGGCGCGCCUUGUUCGGUCAACUGACCGACUGCCAGGCAGCGGGAAAACAGAUCGGGAUCAGUAGCCCCGCGCACAAUUCGGCCAUUCGUAGUGUUGCGAUAUGAUCGCCGGGAUGCUUGGGGAAGCGAUGAUGGUACCUGACUGGCUGCGCGGAGAGCGAUCGUGAUGGGCGGCUAUGAAAUGGGCAUCAUUACUCAGAAGCUUGUUGCAUUACUUCUGGAGAAAGUUUCUUCCACUUUGGUGCAAAUUGUGAAUCGUAUGGUUGAAAUAUACAAUUUUGUUUAUUAUUCGAUAUUUAGUCUUUUGUAGUCGUU
Molecule: messenger RNA, 2309 nt
Organism: Anopheles arabiensis
Lineage: Eukaryota; Metazoa; Arthropoda; Insecta; Diptera; Culicidae
Product: protein sneaky-like
Exons: 2
Coding region: 197-1534 (445 amino acids)
Cellular component (GO): membrane
Source: RefSeq, a predicted model, not a curated record